Messenger RNA from Akanthomyces muscarius, 4068 nucleotides. RefSeq lists its product as uncharacterized. The coding region runs from base 1 to 4068 and encodes 1355 amino acids. Gene Ontology annotation, molecular function: GTP binding. NCBI's taxonomy places the organism in Eukaryota, Fungi, Ascomycota, Sordariomycetes, Hypocreales, Cordycipitaceae. The record is from RefSeq and is a predicted model, not a curated record. The transcript is spliced from 5 exons.
AUGUCUUCAGAACAGGUGCAUCCUCUGCGCAUCGCCAAAGGCGCCACACCCAAAUCAUCGCCGACAAAGAUGGCUAGCGGUCUUCCCCGCCCUUUGUCCGAGCUCUCGCCCACGGAGAGGCGUCGCAACUCGCCCAGCUGGCACCACAUGGUUUCUCCCAAGAAGGCCACACUUGGCAAUGAUUCCUCCCCAUUCCAGUCGUCGCCCCUCGAUGGCGGCUCCUCCCCACGUCACUUCUGGCAGAACCGCAACUCGGAAAACGUGCCCUACGGUGGAGGCCAUACCGCCACCUCCCCGUCGCCCCAACGCCGCUCCUCGAUUGAGAAAUUGCAGAGAGCUUCCCGAGUCAAGAACAGCAACAUCUUGGCCUUGGAACAGAAGCAGGAAUAUGAUCCUACUCGCAUCCCGACAAUCGAGAGACCGCUCGCAAAGGUCCAAGUAAACAGCCUUGGCCUGUCCACCAGCUCCAGCGGCAGCUCCAGCGGCGGUCUGCGCUCGCUCGACUCUGACUACAAUAUCCCCGACUUCAAGCGCAGUGAUACUGCUUCCACCACUACAUCCUUCUUUUCUACUAUGAGCACAAACACCGCUACUGGGCCUGUCGCAGCUCCCGCCACACCUUGCACCAGCCGCGAUCAGCCGUCCAACUCGCCGACCAAGUCGUCGCUCUCGCCUUCCAAGUUCAAGGACACCUUUGACCCCGUCACCGGAACUUGGUCUACCCGCUCAUCCUACAUUGACGACGAAUUCUCCUCGAGCAGGUCAUCGCAUCGCCAUGUGAAGAGCGUGACCUUUGACGCUGCUCCUCCCCAGAUCAAUGACUACGAAUCUGACGAUACCGACGGCGACCGCGGCUACUACGAUCUCGCGCACGGCGAAAACCCCGACGAUAGCUUUGACGCAUCACUCGAGGACACUAUGAAAACCCCCGUCGUCGGCCCCGACGACUACAGCGCCUACGGCCGUGGCCACGGACGCUACGAAGCUAGCCCUAUGCCAGAGGGCACCCCUACCAUGGCGCUGUCCAACAACAACCAUAACCACAAGAAUAGCCCGGGCUCGGUCUCUUCCAGUGCUGAGCACCGACCUCUACCUCCUGUGCCUAACCGAGGCCACGAGCGCAUCAAGUCGAGCGAUUCCUCGUCUGGCCUGUCUGCUACUGCGGAGCGCAUGAUCAACUCCGGCCAGCGCAACCUCCCCACUCCUCCGCCGGCAUCUGCCAGCAAGUCUGAUAUCCAGAGCUUCGGCCACAGCAAGAUGCCGCUCGAGGAGCGCCUUAAACUCAUGAUGAUGUCCGACAACGGCGACGCCAAAACGGCAGCCGAACAGCAGCGUGAGCGCCGCCUUAGGAGAGGUAGUCCGCGCGAGCGCAUGGCGAGCCCUGCGGCGGAUGAGCGCAAGCACCAAGAUCUUGAAGAGGCAGAGGCCGAUGAUACAAUCGGCGACAUGUCUGCGCUUGGUGAUUUCCAGAUGCCUGCCAAGAUCUCUCGCGAAUCCAUCUUGCGACGUGUCAAUGGCAACCAGGCCACUGAGAGACAAUCCGACUUCAACCUUUCUUCUCCUGCACAAAGCCCUUCGCGCAGCCCUGAGAAGAAGUUUGGGACGCCUAUGAUUCCAGAGGAUCCUGAUGUCCCCAUUCCAUCCACAGAAGACUCCAUGAUUGAGGACGAGACUAUCGUGGAGGAUGGCAGCGUCAUCAUUACUAGAAAUCCUGACGAAUACGAAGAUAACGUCUUAGACAUGUACGAUGAGGAGGAUGAAAUCAGCAUCCUGCCCGACGACGAUACCUACGAAGAGUCUCUGCACCAGACUGAGCGGGUUGAGACCUAUGAAGAGUCCCUGCACCAGACGGAGCGGACUGGUACCUAUGAGGUGUCUGCACAUCAAGUUGAGAAGGUCACAGAAGUCACUAUUGCAGAGGACACUCCUCAGCCCAUUACGCCUUCUGAGCAAGCCUCGCUUCCGAAGUCAGAGCCUACUGCCCUUCAGCCGCAGCCUGUUGCUGAGCCCCAGGAGACAACUCCGAAACCAUCUUCACCCACAAAGCGAGCUGCGACGCCAGAGAAGAGCUUCGCUAAGCCUGAAUACGACGGCAGUGGCUGGGGCGAGGAUGAAUAUGCGGACGAGCCUGAGAGCCCUGGUUCUGUGAUUCAUCAUCCGGUAGAUGAUGAUGAUGUAUUUGAGGAACCCGUCGAAAAGCCCGUCAUCCCCGAGCAGCUUGCUACCAUCAAGGCGUCCGGUUCCAAGCUCAAGACCAGAGUGUCCAACACUCCGUCCGACCUUGCUGCUAUGCGCGAGGCUCGUCGCCUAGCUAGCCAGGAGGUCCCCAUUGUACCUCCAAUUCCCCAAAAGCACAAGAACCGUCUCUCCAAAGACAUGUCUGUGCACCUCGCUGACGGAGAGGACCCUUUCAUUGAGCGUCAUCCCAGCUUCAAAAACCGCAGCCUGACUCUUGACCUUGAAACCGGUCUGAGCCUUGACAAGGAUUUUGAGAGGGUCAUCGAAGGCCAAAAGCGCGGCUAUCUCAUGCGUCAAAAUACCAAACUGGUGGCUGCGAGCGAUAACGCUGGCGAGGAAGGCCGCAAGACGCGCUCUGUCAACAACUCUCCCAUCAAGCACGAUAGGCCUCAGUCUUGGACUGUUGAGCCUUGGAACCCCGCUGUCCGUAAGAAGAGUACUAGCUCCAAGGCUACCAGCACUGGCGCUGUGCCCCCUCUGCCUGGUCAAGGGAGCAAUAGUGUGGCCACUCGCUCCAUUGCUGAGGAGGACAUGAGUAUGGAUGCGACUACAUUGGACGGUGCCGAGAGAGGUCGUCUCUUCGUCAAGGUGAUGGGAGUCAAGGACCUCGACCUGCCUCUCCCAAGAAAUGAACGCACCUGGUUCAGCCUGACGCUUGACAAUGGCGUCCAUUGUGUCACUACUUCCUGGUUGGAGCUCGCCCGCAAUGCGCCCAUUGGCCAGGAGUUCGAGCUUGUCGUACCCAACGAUCUGGAGUUCCAGCUUACCCUCAACGUCAAGAUUGACAAGCCUGCAUACCUCAACUAUCCUGUUCCUUCCAAGUCUGGUAAAUCCAAGACGUCGGCUUUCAGCAAGGUUUUUGCUUCUCCCAAGAAGCGUAAAGAGAUUGAGCUCCGUCAAAGAGAAGAGGACCGCAUCGCAAAGCAGCACCAGGAGGCGCUUGCCCGCCAAAGAAACGGCACGCCUUCUGCUUAUGAGCUCUUGUCCCCUCUCGUUGCCGAGGUGGAUGGUAGCUUUGCUCGCUCCUACGUGUGCCUGAAGGAGCACGAGAACCGAUGCUACGGCCGGCCCUACAUGGCAGAGGUGGUCUGCUUCAACGAGUGGGCCGAAGAGGAAGAGGCUUUUGCUUCUAGCGUGAAGAGCAAGCGAGGGCCUGGUGCGGUUGUUCGCAGAGCCCCGUACAAGAUUGGUAAACUGGAGCUGCAGCUGCUGUUUGUGCCCAGGCCAAAGAACAUAACCGAUGAAGACAUGCCAAAGAGUAUGAACGCAUGCAUCCGUGAGCUUAGAGCGGCCGAAGAAAGACUAGCUAGAAGCUGGGAAGGCCACCUAAGCCAACAAGGAGGCGAUUGCCCUUACUGGCGCAGAAGAUACUUCAAGUUGACUGGCGCACGGUUGACUGCUUACCACGAGGCGACGCGACAGCCGCGUGCUACGAUCAACCUGAGCAAUGCCAAGCGCUUGAUUGACGACAGACGCACACUGACGGAGAAGGAGACGACCGUCAAGGGUGGCAAGCGUCGCAGAUCAGCGUUUGCGGAAGAAGAAGAAGGCUACAUGUUUGUCGAGGAAGGUUUCCGCAUUCGCUUCAACAAUGGCGAAGUGAUUGACUUUUAUGCGGAUACCGCCGAGGACAAGGAAGGGUGGAUGAAGGUGCUGCAAGAAGUAAUUGGCCGAGGCGCCAGCAAUGCAGAUGACGACGGCGGUCCGCGAUCCCGCGCAAAGUGGUGCGAGGCUGUCCUUAAGAGGGAAGAACAGCUUCGGCGACGAGCGGAAGGCCGAUCGAGCCAUACUCGCACCAAGAGCGGACAGAGCAGCGGUGCUCCGUUUUGA